Molecule: messenger RNA, 890 nt
Organism: Cyprinodon tularosa
Lineage: Eukaryota; Metazoa; Chordata; Actinopteri; Cyprinodontiformes; Cyprinodontidae
Exons: 4
Coding region: 123-890 (255 amino acids)
Source: RefSeq, a predicted model, not a curated record
CGUUGCAGUAUUGUGGGCUGUAACAGCGCAUCACAUGAUCGCCGAGGGAAAAACCUACAAAAUGGGAUAACUUUCCACGCUUUCCUGCCUGGAGGCGCAAACACGGAGACCAAGUUUCACAGAUGACAAAGAGUUGUCGGCUAGCUUGGAUCGCGGCUGUAAGACGACAGAACAUAACUUUCCACAGUAUCCCGAUGUCAAUGCGAGUGUGUUCCCUGCAUUUUCAUUCUGGAAAACCAGCAAAUGAAAUGUACACCUCACAUCCGGAUUGGGCACCAUCACUACACUUGGGCCACACUGAGAUAAAGGCCACACAGACUGCACGCUAUGAGAGACAGGAAAAGAGAAAACGGCAAAGGACUGACAGUACACCUGCGAUGGAUGAGACAGCUAUUGAUGACCUUGUUCCGCCCGUGGAGACACCAGCACCAGCUGAGGAUGGAGCUGAGCAGACACCGCUGACAGAAUGUGACUUCUGUCAGCGCCGGCGUGCUGAAAUCAACCGGCUGCUGGAGGAGAACAGGACCCUGAAACGUGAGCUUGGCCAGAGAAAAAUGGAUGAAGAUUUCCUGAAGGAAGACACCGGCAAAGUGAAAUACUACACUGGACUUCCACACCUUAAAGUCAACCACUUUAUUCUGGUGUUUAUGAAUUACUGUAUUAAAGAAAAGAUUGAUGCUCAAUAUGGAAUUGACAACUUCUUUAAUGCGAGCGGCGGCUUGGGAGGAGAGAGAGGAGCGACGGCGCAGCGGAGGCAGCAGCGCGCAGAGGAUGACCGGCAUGCUGAUCGACUGAUUGGAGUGGUUGUGUGGGCAAUAGGAGAGAUGCCAUCAGCGAGCGUGGGUCUGUCAUCCAUCAGUGGAGGAGCGAGCAGGAGGAUCACCGUGUAA